AUGGGCCUCACUCAAGACCAGAUCAACAUCGUCAAGUCGACGGCGCCCGUGCUCAAGGUGCACGGCGAGACCAUCACGACCCUGUUUUACAAAGACAUGAUUGACACCCACCCGGAGCUCAAGAACGUCUUCAGUCUUCGCAACCAAGCCUCCGGCGAGCAGCCCCGGGCACUCGCCCAGUCCGUCCUCGCCUACGCCAGCUACAUUGACGAUCUGCCCAGGCUCAAGGCCGCCGUGGAGCGCAUCGCCCACAAGCACGCCUCACUGUACAUCCGCCCCGAACAAUACGACAUCGUCGGCACCCACCUCAUGAAGGCCAUUGGUGAGGUCCUGGGGGACGCUCUUACCCCCGAGAUCGCCGAGGCUUGGACCGCUGCAUACGGCCAGCUCGCGCAGGUCUUCAUCGGCCGCGAAGACGAGAUGUACCGCGAGGCCGGUCCUUGGACCAACUGGCGCAAGUUCAAGAUCAUCCGUCGUAUCGACGAGUCCGACUCCGUCACCAGCUUCUACCUCGCCCCCUCGGACGGCAGGCUGCCUCUGCCAAAGUACCAGCCCGGCCAGUACAUCUCUGUGCAGGUCCCCGUGCCGCAGCUCGGCGGCAUCACCCAGCCAAGGCAGUAUAGUCUCAGCGACGCUGCCUCCAAGGGAGACUACUACCGCAUCAGCGUCAAGCGCGAGGCGACACUCGUCGACGCGCCCCAGGAUGACGUGAGCAAGGGCCUGGUUCCCGGCCUGGUUUCCAACCUCCUACACAAUGACUUCCAGGUCGGCGACGAGGUCGAGGUGUCGCACCCCCGAGGUGAUUUCUUCCUCGACACGGCCCAGGACGAUAAGGCGGAUGUUCCGCUGGUGUUGCUCUCGGCAGGCGUCGGCGCGACCCCGCUCAUGUCCAUCCUCAACACGGUGCUGAGCCCCGAGUCCAAGACGCCGAACCGGCCGAUCAAGUGGGUACACGUGGCGCGCAACAGCGGCAACCUCGUGUUCGCCAAGCACAUCCGAAACCUCACCCGCGAGCGGGAAAACGUCAGCGCACACAUCUUCCUCAAUGAGGUGAAGCCAGGGGACCAGAAGGGACAGGAGUACGAUUACGAGCAGCACCUUGACCUGACGAAACUGCCUCAGGAGGAACUCGGACUAUCCGACAAUAGGACUGAGUAUUAUGUCUGUGGGCCGAGGGAUUGGAUGCUCAAGGUGAGACUGGUGCUCGAGGGCCUGGGUGUUGAGAGGGCGAGAGUGAAGCUGGAGCUGUUUGCUACCGGUGACGUCGACCAGUAG
Molecule: messenger RNA, 1275 nt
Organism: Colletotrichum spaethianum
Lineage: Eukaryota; Fungi; Ascomycota; Sordariomycetes; Glomerellales; Glomerellaceae
Product: flavohemoprotein
Exons: 1
Coding region: 1-1275 (424 amino acids)
Biological process (GO): cellular response to nitrosative stress; nitric oxide catabolic process
Cellular component (GO): intracellular anatomical structure
Molecular function (GO): nitric oxide dioxygenase [NAD(P)H] activity; FAD binding; heme binding
Source: RefSeq, a predicted model, not a curated record